CAGGCAGUUGGACCGAGUAUACAACCAAAAGUUCGGGGAGCAAGACUUAUUUCAGGCACGACCACUUCGGCAUCGCCGAGCUUCGCUUCUCGCCUUCUUCCUCUUCCCACCUUAGAGGUUUGCUCCCUUGCUGCUGCACAACCUCUUCCGCAAGGACGAGGGAUUUGGGAGGAGGACCUUUGGGAAUUAAGAUCGGAGAAGGCAUUCUUCUGGUAGUUCUGGCUCGGGCACGGUGGAGCUGAUGGUGAUGAUGAGGGGGAGGCAGCAGCUCCUCUUGCUGCUCUUCGUCUUGUGCGCAACCGGAUUAAGAAUUGCCUCCGCCGACACUAACCCGCAAGAUGCGGCUGCUCUCAGAUCCUUGAUGAAGAAGUGGAAAAAUGUGCCUGCUAGCUGGGGGAAAUACAAUGAUCCUUGUGGCGCAAAAUGGGACGGUAUUUUGUGCGACGGAAAUGGAAGGGUCACAUCACUGAAUCUGUUUGGUAUGAGCAUGAGUGGCACUCUGAGUGAUGAUAUAGGAAGCCUGACUGAACUAAGGAUUCUGGAUCUAUCCUCAAACAGUCUUGAUGGGCCAUUGCCAGCUGUUAUUGGCAAGUUGGUUAAGCUUGAAUAUCUGGCAUUGAUAGGUUGCGGUUUCACCGGUCCUGUUCCAAGCGAACUAGGCAACCUGUCUCAACUAAAAUUCUUUGCUCUGAACUCAAACAAAUUAACGGGCAGCAUUCCACCCUCAUUAGGCAAGCUCUCGAAUGUCAUCUGGCUGGACCUUGCCGAUAACAUGUUGACAGGAUCACUCCCAAAUUCCAAGGACAAUGGAACUGGAUUGGACCAGCUUGUCAAGGCAGAGCACUUCCAUUUCAAUGGAAACAUGCUGGAAGGUUCUAUCCCAACAAAUCUCUUCAACUCCAGCAUGCACCUCAAGCAUAUACUUUUUGAUAUAAACAGAUUUACUGGCCCCAUUCCAACAUCCAUUGGUGUAAUUCCAUACCUUGAAGUACUUCGUCUAAAUAACAACGGUUUCACGGGUAAAGUUCCUGCUUUCAACAACCUGACUAAGCUCCACGUUCUAAUGCUCUCAAAUAACAAGCUAAGUGGACCAAUUCCUAACUUGACGGGGAUGGGCUCUCUGGAAAAUGUGGACAUCAGCAACAACAGCUUUGAUCCUUCUAACGUUCCAAGCUGGUUCUCAGAUUUGAAGAGCAUAAUGACCCUUACAAUGCAGUCAGUCGGGCUUUCUGGGCAACUGCCACAGAAGCUUUUCAGUUUUCCUCAAUUGCGACAUCUAGUACUAAAUAAUAAUGAACUGAAUGGCACGCUUGACAUGGGCAACAAUAUAAGAACACAUCUGGAUGUUUUUGAUAUUCGAAACAACAAAAUCUCCUCAGUUACAGUGUACAACAGCUUCAAUGUUGAAAACCUCAAGCUUGAAGGAAACCCACUCUGCAAUGAUUCUCUUCUGUCAGACACAACGCCAUGCACGGGCCUGCAAACUGAAGCCCCACCUCAGCCUGUUCCCUUUGAUGUCCAGUGUGCAAAUCCUUUUAUUGAAACUAUCAUCUUCAGAGCUCCUUCCUUCGCCAAUGUAAUCGAGUACCUUCCUCAGCUGGAGAAGAACUUAUCUGGUCAACUGAGUAGCUGUACCCCGAACCGGCUAGGCUUAAGACCUUACUUCAAUGAAGGUGGGUACCUUAAGGUGGCAAUCAAGGCAUGCCCAGUAAACCAGAAGAAAUUCAACUACUCGCAAGUGUUAAACUGCUUCAACCUGACCCUUCAGACUUACAAGCCACCGGAGAAGUUUGGACCUUACUAUGUGAAAGCGGAUCCUUACCCGUUCCAUGACAAAACCUCUCGAGCAGUGUUGAUUGGCAUUGUGACCGGAUCUGUUCUCCUGAUCGUGGGGCUAACUCUGGUUGGAUUUUACGCUGUGCAACAAAAGAAGCAGGCGCAGAGGCUUGUGUCCGUCAAUAAUCCAUUUGCAUCAUGGGGAUCAAUGGGAGAAGAUAUUGGUGAAGCACCAAAACUGAAAAGUGCUAGAUUCUUCACAUUGGAAGAACUCAAAUUGUGCACCAAUUAUUUCCGAGAAAUCAAUGUGAUUGGGGCAGGAGGCUAUGGAAGGGUGUAUCGAGGAAAACUUCCGGAUGGGCAGUUAGUAGCAAUCAAGAGAUCCAAGGAAGGGUCCAUGCAGGGUGGCCUUGAGUUCAAGACAGAAAUAGAACUCCUUUCCAGGGUUCAUCACAAGAACUUGGUUGGACUAGUUGGUUUCUGCUUCGAGAAGGGCGAAAAGAUGCUUGUUUACGAGUUCAUACCCAAUGGAACGUUAAGUGAGGCUCUAUAUGGUAUGAAAGGAAUACAAUUGGACUGGAGCAGGAGGCUCAAGAUAGCUCUGGAUUCAGCUAGAGGGCUAGCUUACCUCCAUGACCACGCCAAUCCUCCAAUCAUUCACAGGGAUGUGAAGUCCACCAACAUCCUCCUUGAUGAGAAGAUGACCGCAAAGGUUGCGGAUUUUGGCCUGUCAUUGCUGGUAUCCGACAGCGAGGAAGGCCAUCUGUGCACCAAUGUGAAGGGAACACUGGGCUACCUAGACCCUGAGUACUACAUGACGCAGCAGCUCACGGCGAAGAGCGAUGUCUACAGCUUCGGUGUGGUGCUGCUAGAGCUCAUAGUGGCCAAGCCACCGAUACACGACAACAAGUACAUCGUCCGCGAGGUGAAGAUGGCGCUAGACAUGGAGGACCGCAAGCACUGCGGGCUCAAGGAUGUGAUGGACCCAGUCCUUGAGAAAAUGGGGAGCCUCCUCGGCUUCCCACGGUUCCUAAAACUGGCUCUGCAAUGCGUCGAAGAGGUGGGAACCGGCCGGCCCUCGAUGAACGCCAUUGUGAGGGAGAUUGAAGGGAUAAUGGAGGACAACGGGCUCACACCGGACUCCAUGUCGGCGAGCUCUUCCUUCAGCAUCGAGUCGAGAACGAUGAAGGUCGGGCCUAAGCUCCCGUACUCCAGCGCAUCGACUUCGUCCUCGACGUUUGAUAUGAACAGCAGGGCUUUUGAGUACAGUGGGGUGUUCCCUUCUUCUGAUGGCAGCUUGAAGUCAUGAAUCCCUGUAGAUGGAAGGAAAGCUUGGUAAGGGGCAGCAGUUUAUCCCUAGUGUACAUUAUUCAUAGGUUUCAGUAGGACUGUACAGAAUCCAUAAACUUAUGACGAUUCUUUUCGCCGUCGAGAGAAAAAGGGGACCUAUCGUUUUUUUUUUUUUUGGAACAGAGACGUCUAUAACAUGUAACUUCAAUCUCCCCGUCAAUGAUAAAUCAUAGCAGUUUUUUCCUUUACAA
This is a messenger RNA of Setaria italica (foxtail millet), 3317 nucleotides long. RefSeq names its product probable leucine-rich repeat receptor-like protein kinase At5g49770. The transcript has 19 exons. Gene Ontology annotation, molecular function: protein binding; protein kinase activity; ATP binding. Lineage: Eukaryota; Viridiplantae; Streptophyta; Magnoliopsida; Poales; Poaceae. The record is from RefSeq and is a predicted model, not a curated record. The coding region runs from base 242 to 3085 and encodes 947 amino acids. Gene Ontology annotation, biological process: protein phosphorylation.